Messenger RNA from Corylus avellana, 2715 nucleotides. Lineage: Eukaryota; Viridiplantae; Streptophyta; Magnoliopsida; Fagales; Betulaceae. The record is from RefSeq and is a predicted model, not a curated record.
AUGGAUGAGCUCCUUGUCUCUUCAUUUAAGAAAGUGGGAGAGGUCCUUGUUGCGAAAGCGGGAGAGGUCGUUGUUACGAAAGUGGGAGAGUUCAUUUUCUCUCAAUUAGUAGAGUCGCUGUCUGGUCGAUUGGCAUUUCCCAAUAUUAGGCACUGGAUACGCGGAGAAGGAGAUCAGGGACUUGAAGCACACCUGGACAAGUGGAGACAAACGCUGCAAGAGAUUCAGAAAACGCAUGAUGACGCGGAGGAGAAGCAAUAUUCUGACCCGGAUGUGAAGCAGUGGCUGGAUGAUCUCAAACACUUGGUUUACGAUGUGGAUGACAUAGUAGAUGAGCUUGCCACUAAAGCAUCCACGGCUCCUGAAAAUCAGGCUCGCUCAAGAAAGUUUCGCAAACUGAACAUCGGAGGUGCUUCGUCUAGUACCAACAACAUUGAUAGUACGCUGCUGUCAAAGAUAACGGAGCUUACGGAUCGAUUCAAUGGAAUUGUGACUCAGAAAGAUAAACUGAAGUUGAAGGAAACUGCUGAUGGGAGGUCACAUGGGAAAACAGAAGUACGGGCAACUACUUGUUUACUGACUGAACCUGAACAUCAUAUUUAUGGCAGGGACAAAGAUAAAAAGGCUAUACUUGAAUUGUUGGUGGGUGAAAAAUAUUGUAGUGAUGCUCAGCUCUCUGUGAUUCCUAUUCUUGGUAUGGGGGGCAUAGGGAAGACAACUCUUGCCCAGUUGGUGUACAAUGAUGAAGCAGUACAAAAAUCUUUUGAUUUGAAAGCAUGGGCAUGCAUUUCUCAAGACUUCGAUGUUGACAAAGUCACAAAAACAAUUUUACAGCCCCUCAUUUCUGAAAAUUGUGAUGGCAAGGAUCUAAAUUGGUUACAAGAAAAACUUCAGAAAAAACUGAAAGGCAAGAAGUUUUUAGUCGUUCUAGAUGAUCUUUGGAAUGAUGAUGAUAAUGAUUGGAGAACCCUACGUGCUCCUUUUCUAGCUGGGGCUCGAGGAAGUAAGAUUGUCAUCACAACUCGCAUUGAGAGAGUUCCAUCAAAGGCGAGUAUCAUUCAACCCUACCGUUUGGAAGUGUUGUCAAAUGAUGAUUGUUUCUCUGUGUUUACUCAAAAUGCAUUGGGGGCAAGCAACUUCAAUGAACAUCCAGACCUUCAAGAUAUUGGCGAAAAAUUCGUUGAAAGGUGUAAAGGCUUGCCUUUGGCAGCAAGGACUCUCGGGAGCCUCUUGCGCACUAAAAAGGAGGAAUGUGAUGAGUGGGAAAAAGUACUUAAGAGCAAGAUAUGGGAUAUACCAGACCUGGAGAAAAGUGGAAUUGUUCCAGCUCUUAUGUUGAGCUACCACCAUCUCCCUUCACAUUUAAAAAGGUGCUUUAUGUAUUGUUCAAUACUCCCAGAGGACUAUAAAUUUGAAGAGCAGGAGUUGGUUUUGUUGUGGAUGGCAGAAUGUCUAAUUCAACAACCGGAAGGGGAUAAGCAAAUGGAAGAUCUAGGUAGCGAGUAUUUUAAAGAUUUGUUGUCAAGGUCCUUUUUCCAACAAUCAAGCAUGGACAAACAACGAUUUGUGAUGCAUGACCUCAUCAACGAUUUGGCUCGAAGGGUUGCAGGAGAUAUAUGCUUCAAGAUGGAGGAUGAAAUUCAGGGUGGUAACAGAAUGAGAUUUCCUAAAAAGGUUCGACACUCUUCUUACUUGGGUGGCAAAUAUGAUAUUGCUAAAAAGUUUGAGCCUUUUUUUGAACUCAAAUGUAUACGUACCUUCCUCCCUCUUCCACGUCCUAUUGAUUGUCAUUUGGCUCAUAAUGUUCCUCAUCAAUUGUUGCCGAAAUUACUAUGUUUAAGAGCGCUCUCUUUGAGUGGGUACUGCAUAGUUGAGGUACCAGAUUCAAUUGGCGAUUUGAAGCAUUUACGGUACCUUGACCUUUCUUACACUAAGAUUAGAGGUUUACCUGAAUCAACAACCACUCUAUGCAACUUACAGACAAUGAUUCUGAAGGGAUGUUCUUAUCUAAAGAAAUUGCCGCCAAAUUUGGGCAACCUGAUCAACUUGCGCCACCUCAACAUUCUCAAUGCAACUAAGCUGGAAGGAAUGCCUCCUCAAAUAGGUAAAUUAACUCAUCUCCGAACAUUGUCUAAUCUAAUUGUGGGAAAAGGCAGCUGCUUCACUUUAAAAGAGCUAGGUUCUUUGUUGCAUCUUCGCGGAACACUCAUCAUCUCACAAUUGGAGAAUGUCACUGAACCCAGGGAUGCAAGCGAUGCUAAGUUAAUUGAAAAGACUGAUCUUAUUGCGUUGUGCUUGGAAUGGAGUAACAGAUUGGAUGAGUCACUCGACAGAACAAGUGAAUUUGAGGUACUCAACAUGCUACAACCUCACAAGACUUUGAAAGAGCUCACUAUCAAGUGUUAUGGUGGUAUGAAAUUUCCAACUUGGUUAGCAGGUCAUUCAUUUUCUCAUAUGGUGGCUUUAACAAUUGAAAAUUGUAAAAUGUGCACGUCAUUGCCACCAGUGGGCCAACUACAAUCACUCAAACACCUUUUCAUUAAAGGCACGGCGAGGGUGAAGAAUGUCGGUCAUGAGUUUUAUGGGGUUAGUUGCUCACAACCUUUUGAAUCCUUGGAAACUUUGUGUUUCAACAAUAUGGAAGAAUGGGAGAACUGGAUCCCUAAUCAAGAGUUUAGAAACCUGCACUACAAAUUGAAGGAUCCGAAGGGGUGA